This is a messenger RNA of Adineta steineri, 252 nucleotides long. NCBI's taxonomy places the organism in Eukaryota, Metazoa, Rotifera, Eurotatoria, Adinetida, Adinetidae. The record is from the annotation of a GenBank genome assembly.
AUGCCUCAAAGGUCAAUAACAAGUAAAGAUAUCGCAUCAUUGCCACCGCCUGGUUUUAACCUAGCAGAAUCAAUACGAUUUAGUCCUGAUGACAACCUUAUAACUUAUCUUCGCUCUCCGAAUCAAACAUUAUCAAGACAACUUUAUGGAUAUAAUAUUCAAACAGAUAAAGAAUUUAUUUAUGCUGAACCUGAUGGAAAUAAUGAACAAGCAGAAGAUAAUCUUUCAAUGGAAGAAAAAACUUCGACGUGA